AUGAAGUGGUCCCUGUGGAGCAUACUGCUGCUGGUGGUAUGUCUGUGUUCCCCAGGACGGAGUGAUUGCCAGGGUGACUGCCUGGCCUGUGGCCUCCUAAUACCCCUACCCAACCCCCAGACCCAGGGCCAGCAGCAAGCAUUCAACACACUGGUGAGUGACUGUGUGUGUGUGGGAGGGGUGUGUGUGUGUAUGUCCCGCAUGCAGAAUGGGGAUGAUGGUUGUAUGGAUGAUGGAUGAUGGUUGUAUGGAUGAUGGAUGAUGGUUGUAUGGAUGAUGGUUCUAUGGAUGAUGGAUGUUGGUUGUAUGGAUGAUGGUUAUAUGGAUUAUGGUUGUAUGGAUGAUGGUUAUAUGGAUUAUGGUUGUAUGGAUGAUGGAUGAUGGUUGUAGGGAUGAUGGUUGUAUGGAUGAUGGUUGUAUGGAUGAUGGAUGAUGGUUGAAUGGAUGAUGGUUGUAUGGAUGAUGGUAGUAUGGUUGUAUGGAUGUUUGGUUGUUAGGAUGAUGUGUUGUAUGGAUGAUGGUUGUUUGAUGAGGGUUGUAUGGAUUAGGGUUUGUUGUGAUGGAUGAUGGUUGUAUGGAUGAUGGUUUGGUUGGAUGUGGAUGAUCGUUGUAUGGAUGAUGGUUGUAUGGAUGAUGGUUGUUGGUGAGGAUGAUAGUUGUCUGGAUGUGGUUUAUGGUGAUGGUUGUCUGGAUGAUGGAUGAUGGUUGUAUGUUUGAUGGUUGUUGGUGAUGGUUGUUUGCUGAUGGUGUGUUGUGCUAUGGGUUUGUAUGGAUGCUGGUGUGUAUGGAUGAUGGUUUUUUGGUGAUGGUGUGUUGGUGUAUGGUUGAUAGUUGUAUGGAUGAUGGUUGUAUGGAUGAUGGUUGUAUAGAUGAUGGAUGAUGGUUGUAUGGAUGAUGGUUGUAUGUUUGAUGGUUGUAUGGAUGAUGGUUGUAUGGAUGAUGGACGAUAGUUGUAUGGAUGAUGGUUGUAUGGAUGAUGGAUGAUAGCUGUAUGGAUGAUAGUUGUAGUGUGAUCAUCAUUGUUUAUUUGAAAAACACUUUUUCUCCCAAAAAGUUUUACCACACAGCUUUUACAAGAUAGCACAGUAAUUGAGUAUUCUGUCAUUAGGGUGACUCAUGGGAUGUAGCAGUAGCAGUGCUAAUGUAGAUAAUCAUUCUAAUUAUGCUUCUGAAUGAGGCAGCUUCACGAAGCGAAUAGCAGGCCUGGGUUCAAACACUAUUAGAAAUCUUUUCAAUACUUUCAGUCUUUGCUCGAGCUUGCCUGGAGUGCCAGACGGGGGCGGUGAGUUUUCAGUUUUGGGACUAUUCUAUUGGUUCCAUUAAGCCAGUCAAUCAAGCCCUGCUCAAGUAUUUGAAAUGAUUUAAAAUACUCUUUGAAUCCAGGUAGUUCUGAGACAUAGCAGUGCUGAUAAUGAUGCGGUUGGCUGGUGCAGCUGGGGUUAGAGCUCUGUGGUAAUAUAGCAGCUAAUUGACUGGUGCAGCUGGGGUUAGAGCUCUGUGGUAAUAUAGCAGCUAAUUGACUGGUGCAGCUGGGGUUAGAGCUCUGUGGUAAUAUAGCAGCUAAUUGACUGGUGCAGCUGGGGUUAGAGCUCUGUGGUAAUAUAGCAUCUAAUUGACUGGUGCAACUGGGGUUAGAGCUCUGUGGUAAUAUAGCAGCUAAUUGACUGGUGCAGCUGGGGUUAGAGCUCUGUGGUAAUAUAGCAUCUAAUUGACUGGUGCAGCUGGGGUUAGAGCUCUGUGGUAAUAUAGCAUCUAAUUGACUGGUGCAGCUGGGGUUAGAGCUCUGUGGUAAUAUAGCAGCUAAUUGACUGGUGCAGCUGGGGUUAGAGCUCUGUGGUAAUAUAGCAUCUAAUUGACUGGUGCAGCUGGGGUUAGAGCUCUGUGGUAAUAUAGCAGCUAAUUGACUGGUGCAGCUGGGGUUAGAGCUCUGUGGUAAUAUAGCAUCUAAUUGACUGGUGCAGCUGGGGUUAGAGCUCUGUGGUAAUAUAGCAGCUAAUUGACUGGUGCAGCUGGGGUUAGAGCUCUGUGGUAAUAUAGCAUCUAAUUGACUGGUGCAGCUGGGGUUAGAGCUCUGUGGUAAUAUAGCAUCUAAUUGACUGGUGCAGCUGGGGUUAGAGCUCUGUGGUAAUAUAGCAGCUAAUUGACUGGUUCAGCUGGGGGUGAAGCUCUGUGGUAAUAUAGCAUCUAAUUGACUGGUGCAGCUGGGGUUAGAGCUCUGUGGUAAUAUAGCAUCUAAUUGACUGGUGCAGCUGGGGGUGAAGCUCUGUGGUAAUAUAGCAUCUAAUUGACUGGUACAGCUGGGGAUAGAGCUCUGUGGUAAUAUAGCAUCUAAUUGACUGGUGCAGCUGGGGUUAGAGCUCUGUGGUAAUAUAGCAGCUAAUUGACUGGUGCAGCUGGGGUUAGAGCUCUGUGGUAAUAUAGCAGCUAAUUGACUGGUACAGCUGGGGAUAGAGCUCUGUGGUAAUAUAGCAUCUAAUUGACUGGUGCAGCUGGGGAUAGAGCUCUGUGGUAAUAUAGCAGCUAAUUGACUGGUGCAGCUGGGAUUAGAGCUCUGUGGUAAUAUAGCAGCUAAUUGACUGGUGCAGCUGGGGUUAGAGCUCUGUGGUAAUAUAGCAGCUAAUUGACUGGUGCAGCUGGGGAUGGAGCUCUGUGGUAAUAUAGCAGCUAAUUGACUGGUGCAGCUGGGGUUAGAGCUCUGUGGUAAUAUAGCAGCUAAUUGACUGGUGCAGCUGGGGAUAGAGCUCUGUGGUAAUAUAGCAGCUAAUUGACUGGUGCAGCUGGGGUUAGAGCUCUGUGGUAAUAUAGCAGCUAAUUGACUGGUGCAGCUGGGGAUGGAGCUCUGUGGUAAUAUAGCAGCUAAUUGACUGGUGCAGCUGGGGUUAGAGCUCUGUGGUAAUAUAGCAGCUAAUUGACUGGUACAGCUGGGGAUAGAGCUCUGUGGUAAUAUAGCAGCUAAUUGACUGGUGCAGCUGGGGUUAGAGCUCUGUGGUAAUAUAGCAGCUAAUUGACUGGUGCAGCUGGGGUUAGAGCUCUGUGGUAAUAUAGCAGCUAAUUGACUGGUGCAGCUGGGGUUAGAGCUCUGUGGUAAUAUAGCAUCUAAUUGACUGGUGCAGCUGGGGAUAGAGCUCUGUGGUAAUAUAGCAGCUAAUUGACUGGUGCAGCUGGGGUUAGAGCUCUGUGGUAAUAUAGCAUCUAAUUGACUGGUACAGCUGGGGUUAGAGCUCUGUGGUAAUAUAGCAUCUAAUUGACUGGUGCAGCUGGGGUUAGAGCUCUGUGGUAAUAUAGCAGCUAAUUGACUGGUGCAGCUGGGGUUAGAGCUCUGUGGUAAUAUAGCAUCUAAUUGACUGGUACAGCUGGGGUUAGAGCUCUGUGGUAAUAUAGCAUCUAAUUGACUGGUGCAGCUGGGGUUAGAGCUCUGUGGUAAUAUAGCAUCUAAUUGACUGGUACAGCUGGGGUUAGAGCUCUGUGGUAAUAUAGCAGCUAAUUGACUGGUGCAGCUGGGGUUAGAGCUCUGUGGUAAUAUAGCAGCUAAUUGACUGGUGCAGCUGGGGUUAGAGCUCUGUGGUAAUAUAGCAUCUAAUUGACUGGUGCAGCUGGGGAUAGAGCUCUGUGGUAAUAUAGCAUCUAAUUGACUGGUACAGCUGGGGUUAGAGCUCUGUGGUAAUAUAGCAGCUAAUUGACUGGUACAGCUGGGGUUAGAGCUCUGUGGUAAUAUAGCAUCUAAUUGACUGGUGCAGCUGGGGUUAGAGCUCUGUGGUAAUAUAGCAGCUAAUUGACUGGUGCAGCUGGGGUUAGAGCUCUGUGGUAAUAUAGCAUCUAAUUGACUGGUGCAGCUGGGUUGGGAGCUCUGUGGUAAUAUAGCAGCUAAUUGACUAGUGCAGCUGGGUUUGGAGCUCUGUGGUAAUAUAGCAGCUAAUUGACUGGUGCAGCUGGGGUUAGAGCUCUGUGGUAAUAUAGCAGCUAAUUGACUGGUGCAGCUGGGGUUAGAGCUCUGUGGUAAUAUAGCAGCUAAUUGACUGGUACAGCUGGGGAUAGAGCUCUGUGGUAAUACAGCAGCUAAUUGACUGGUGCAGCUGGGGUUAGAGCUCUGUGGUAAUAUAGCAGCUAAUUGACUGGUGCUCUGUAUUAGCUGUUAUGAGGGGAUGCAGACAGUGAUUCAUGAUUGACACAUUGUAUCAGGAUCGUCUAGAGGCCAGAUGGAAUGCUCCUGGUUUUGUUGUUUUAGUGUUACAUAGUUUCCCCACCACAUACUGAGAGAUCAUGCGGCCAUUACGUGGCAUGCACUCACACACACACACACACACACACACAUACACACACACACACACACACACACACACACAUUGCUGACGUGGGGAGAGUCCCCCGGUGAGACCAUUCCAUUUUCCAUCAAUAUUUCCCUAUUCUCUUUUGAUGUGAGCUGGUUUUCAUACAACUAUCCUUAAUUCAUUAGUUAACAGGAUUUACCGUUUAACCUCAUCAAAACCAACAAUUACAGUUAUCAUGGGCCUGUCAGGUUUGUGCAUAAGUCUCAAAUGACUCCCUUUUACCCAUACAAACGUACAGGGCUACUUGACGCAGAGGACGUAUAGUCUAGACUCUAAUAACACGCCUCCCUGUCCUUCUCUGUCUGUUCACAGGUGUGUCUGUUGGAGUGCGAGGGGCACGUCUCCCCUGCCCUCACCUGGGAGCUGUGUCAGCGAGCCGUCCUACCUCACUACCACCUCCCACCAGACGGUGGCGCUGUGUCUAAGAGAGCAGCAGAGGAGCUGACCCUGGGCCCUGUAGACCCGGAGUCUGAUGGACAACUCCUCUACUCUGCAGCCAUGGAGAGCUACCAGCAGGACAAAGAAGACCAGGAAGAGGGGGACCUGGAGCGACGUGAUGCCCAGUACGACUCCUCCCCGCUGGACUCGACCGAGGAGGGAGACUCCCUGGCUCUGGAGAACAGGGAGGAGGAGAAGGAGGAGGAAGAGGACAGGAGGAGGAGCAGCCAGGGGGAGGGAGGAGAUGAGGAGGAGGCCGCGGUCCAGCUGACCAAGCAUUUCGGGGGCUUCCUGAAAGGUCACCACGGUUAUAGGAAGCUGAUUGGUGGGCCGGUGGGGCGGCCACUGCAGAAACGCCUCGGAGGGUUCAUCGGGAUCAGGAAGUCGGCCAGGAAGUGGAACAACCAGAAGAGGGUGAGCCAGCUCCUCCGGCAGUACCUGGGGAUGACCAGCGGCAGGGCCCCUGGCCGCGGGGUUGGGAGGUUCACUAACCCAGCCCAGGGCGUCAGGAGGCUGCCCAGCCGGCUGUAG
Coregonus sp. 'balchen' is the source of this 5297-nucleotide messenger RNA. Lineage: Eukaryota; Metazoa; Chordata; Actinopteri; Salmoniformes; Salmonidae. The record is from the annotation of a GenBank genome assembly.